This is a messenger RNA of Homarus americanus (American lobster), 417 nucleotides long. RefSeq lists its product as uncharacterized. The transcript is spliced from 4 exons. The record is from RefSeq and is a predicted model, not a curated record. NCBI's taxonomy places the organism in Eukaryota, Metazoa, Arthropoda, Malacostraca, Decapoda, Nephropidae. Bases 1 to 417 code for a protein of 138 amino acids.
AUGAGAGAAGUUCGAGCAGCGGCUCUUCUUGAUCCGAGGUUCAAACUGGACUGGCUGUCGUCACAGGAGCAGAAGGACCAGUUGCGGGACACCCGGGCACCAGCACGCCACGUGCUCGGCGGUCGCCAAGAAAUGCGCAGUGAGAGUCCACUUGUGAAGACAUUACCCUGUGAACUGUGUUGUGAAGAAUUAGUGAAUAUUAAAGAUGACUACAGUUCACAACUACAAUCACAAAGAGAAGAACAGAAGGAGCAACAAACAAGGUUGCGAGAGCAACUGGAAGAACAACGAGAAGAGCAGAAACAUGAAAAGGUGCAGCUGCAAGUGAAAAUUCAGGAACAACUGCAGGAACAGAUAGAAGAACAGAAGCAACAACUACAGCAGCUGCAGGAAGAGAUCGACAAGAAAAUUCAUUAA